AUGUGGACCUCUCACGAUUCUGUUGGAUUUGUUUUCAUGGCCGGAUUCUGUGUGCAGCUGGGAUUCUGCUUUGAAGGGCGCUUCACGGACGUGCCCUCCAACAUGACGGUCAAGGAGGGCCAGAACCUGGAGAUGGUGUGCGCGUUCCAGAGCGGAACCGCGUCCGUGUAUCUGGAGAUCCAGUGGUGGUUCGUGAAGGCACCGGAACCCACCGACAGCAAGGAGGAGGAGGAGGCGGGGGACCAGGAGAUGGAGAUGGUAGACGAGCCGGAUCCCGAUGACGACGGCACAAAAAUAAGUACGGUGAAGGUCCAGGGCAACGACAUCUCGCACAAGCUGCAGAUCUCUAGGGUCGGCAAGACCGACGAAGGCCUGUACGAGUGCCGGGUGACGCGGGCCAACUACGGGGAGAUCGUAGAGUACAAGGCCCAAGCCUGGCUGAGGGUCAACGCCACGGUCCGGCCACGGCGGCCACUGGAGCCUCCCAAGAAGAGCUCCCCGCUGCACCUGACGGACAAGAAGCCCAGGAAGUCCAACUCGCCUCUGGGCCAGGACAGCAUGAGCUCAGACCAGAGGGUGGCCUCCACCUCCACCUCUCACACGUCCUCCAACACAGGGAAACAAAACCCUGGCUCAGGUACCAGGACACCGGGCUCCGCCUGCGGCCCGGCCGUCCUGCUGCUGGCGUGCGUUCUGGUGAGGGCCGCCUUGCUGUAAUCUGAAG
Molecule: messenger RNA, 724 nt
Organism: Pseudoliparis swirei
Lineage: Eukaryota; Metazoa; Chordata; Actinopteri; Perciformes; Liparidae
Gene: vstm2a
Product: V-set and transmembrane domain containing 2A
Exons: 5
Coding region: 1-717 (238 amino acids)
Source: RefSeq, a predicted model, not a curated record